This is a messenger RNA of Monomorium pharaonis (pharaoh ant), 2470 nucleotides long. It is a transcript of the gene Smyd5, whose product is annotated as SET and MYND domain-containing protein 5. The transcript has 5 exons. Gene Ontology annotation, molecular function: protein binding; histone H4K20 methyltransferase activity. Lineage: Eukaryota; Metazoa; Arthropoda; Insecta; Hymenoptera; Formicidae. The record is from RefSeq and is a predicted model, not a curated record. The coding region runs from base 265 to 1437 and encodes 390 amino acids.
AUGCUUGCGCCUUUGUUUAAUUACAGUUCUGCUCAGAGGGAAGAGAGUGCGUACAUGAACAAAUGAUUUGAUUCUGGUAGUCGGGUUCGGGUGGUGUGUAUUCUUGACAGCUUUCACUUUUCGUAGCACCUACAGCGGUUGAUUUGUGCUUAUAUGGUGUUAUAGAUCUGUUAAGUUAGGAUCUGUUAAGAUUUGAAUGGAUCGGACUGAGCGGUGGGCUGUGUGUUUUUACUUUCCUAGUUCUAGCUUUUGUACACGUUCGACAUGAUGGAUGACGAGGUUAUGGCCGAUAAGGGCUUCUUCAUCAAACUGGUGAAUGACGAGAAGGGUAAAGGACUGUUCUCCAACCGCCCUUUUAAGGAGGGCGAUGUGAUUCUCGAGGAGAGACCCAUGGUCUGCUGUCAGUUCCUGUGGAACUCUGAGUUUGGUUAUCUGGCAUGCGAUCACUGCCUGCGGCCGCUAGAAACCGCGGAGGAAAACGUCCGCAGGCUGACUGGUAACUCAAGCUUUGUUGUGCCGCACAAGGAGUGUUGCGAAGUAAAUAAGAACUUGAUAACUGAGUGUCCACUGUGCGGGGUCAAGUAUUGCAGCAUUGAAUGCCAGAAUGAGGCAUUUCAGAGGUACCACAGUGCGUUAUGCCUACAAGUGAAAGUCAAGGAUGAGAGCCAGCCUCUCAAUCAAUUAUGCGAAACGUGGAAACAAAUGCAUUACCCACCCGAAAGUGCAUCGAUCAUGCUGUUAGCAAGGAUGGUUGCUGUAGUUAAUCAAGCGAACGACAAGGAGGAGGCUUUAGCAAUGUUUUCACAGUUUUGUCAUCGUACAGUUUCCAACGACACUCAUGAAAUUGUGCACUAUCUGCUAGGGGAAAAGUUUGUGGGCCAAAUUGAUACCCUUCAGCAAAUGAUGAAAGAGGCUCUUAACACUGAGUAUACUUCACACUGGUUUACGCCGGACGGUUUUAGAAGUCUAUUAGCUUUAGUAGGAACGAAUGGUCAAGGAAUCGGCACUAGUUCAUUUAGCCGCUGGGUGAAGAAUGUUUCCGCUUUAGAGUUACCUAAAGACGAAAGAAUCUACAUUGACAAGUUGAUAGAGAAAAUUUACGACGCCAUGGACGAAGCGGUAGGUCCGUUUUUAAAUAACGAAGGGUCUGGGCUCUACAUUCUACAAUCGUCAGUGAAUCAUAGCUGUGUACCUAAUGCAGUUGUUGAAUUUCCUUAUUCGAAUAAUACUUUAGUAUUAAAAGCAAUACGCGAUAUAAAAGCCGGUGAAGAGAUCUGUACGAGUUAUCUCGACGAAUGCCAGCUCGAGAGAAGUAGACAUUCCAGGCAACAGGCGUUGAGCUCUUUGUAUCUGUUCGUCUGUCACUGCGACAAGUGUCAAGCACAAGCAAAUGAUCCCGAUGUAACAUCCGACGAGGAAGAAUCUGAUGAAGACUGAUGAGUGCUGAAAAUGCACAGAAAACUAUGUAAUUUUCGUAAUAAACAAAUUACUAGAUACAGGUCUCUUUCUAUUUACGAAUUUUUAAAUACAACUGGCAUGCGCGCAUUUUUUUUUAUCUUAUACUCGCUGCAGCCAUAUUGAAUUCGUGACGUCAAAGGCGAGAAAUGUUACAAGAAUUUUUAGGUCAUUUUUAAAUAAAAAAUUUUAAUGAAAUGACAUUUCAGGUCGCUUUAGUACAGUUGUAAGAUAUAUCAAAAAUAUGCUUUUUCCUUGACAGUUAACACUAGAAUAACCGGGAUUAAGUAGAUACUGAUUUCUUUUUUUUGUUUCUAUCUUUAACUUUACAUAGUUAUUUUUUUUCUUUAAUAUUUAAAUAAUCCAAAAAUACAAAAUUCGAAAAAAAUUAUUUUAAUAUAAAUUUGAAAUGUCAUUUUUAUUGUUUUGUUCCCUAAAUCUUUUGAUACAUUUUAGGAGUCUUACAAAUAUGUCACAGAAUUAGCACAAAGUGAAUAAUAACGAAGUGGCACGCAAGAAUAAAUUAGAUUGUCAACACGUUGCUUUGUCGCCUUAUAAUUAUUCCUACCUACUUGAUUGUGUUACCUCUGUCAAUGGGGAGUUCUUGGUUUGGAAACAACUUUAUACAAUAUAUUGUAUCAAGGAUUAUAUUUUUAGGAAAAAAUUUUGUCAUUUUUUAAACUUUAGUCUCGUCAAUUUUAGUAAUGAAAUAUUUUUCAUGAAUAAUUUACUUGUAUAGAAUAAUGUCAGUUUAAAGGAUAUAUAUUUAUAGCAGCAGUUUAAUGUAUUUAACGCUUGAACUUAUGAUUAUAGUCUUGGAACAUAAUUUCGUCGUAAAUAGAGAAGUACCUGUAUCUAUCGAUUAAUAUUUAACCAUCUUGUGAAUUAUUUAACGGAUAUUCCGUCACGCUUCACUAGACUAUCAUGCAUAUGGCACACUAAGUGAGCUUUAUGUAAAAUAAUAGCAUGUAGGAUAAAAACAUACCAUUACACUCGAAUAAACUUUUAAUAAAUA